This is a messenger RNA of Blepharisma stoltei, 642 nucleotides long. NCBI's taxonomy places the organism in Eukaryota, Ciliophora, Heterotrichea, Heterotrichida, Blepharismidae. The record is from the annotation of a GenBank genome assembly.
AUGGCAGGCAAUCUGGAGGAAGAAGAAUACGAUUAUCUCUUCAAAAUCGUACUCGUAGGAGAAAGCGGUGUCGGAAAAUCCAACAUCCUGUCAAGAUUUACCAAAAACGAGUUCAACCUUGAAAGCAAAGCCACAAUUGGAGUAGAAUUUGCAGCUAAAUGCAUCCAGCACGAAGGCAAAGCUAUAAAAGCACAGAUCUGGGACACAGCUGGGCAAGAGCGCUUCAGAGCAAUUACUUCUUCUUAUUAUAAAGGCGCAAUGGGCGCUCUCUUAGUUUAUGAUAUUUCGAAACAUGCGACAUUCGAAAAUUUAGACAGGUGGGUCAAUGAGGUCAGGUCAUUUACUCAGCCAGAUUUAGCAAUAAUUUUGGUUGGAAAUAAGUGUGAUAUGGCCUAUGCUAGAGAAGUGGCUCAAGAUGAAGCUAUUAGGUACGCCCAACAACAAAAAAUCCCAUUUUUUGAAACAAGUGCUUUGGACUGCACCAAUGUAGAAGUGGUGUUUAGGGAACUGCUUAUUACUAUUGCAAGGCGAACUGAUGCAAGUUUUGAUACGAAAGGAGCUGAUAAAGUAGAUAUUUCAAAGAUUAAUACGAUUAAGCUGGGAACUGUGGAGAAAAAGAAGAAAGGAUGCUGUAAGGGUUAA